CCACUACGUUUUCCGUACGUUUUGACGUACACGACCUGACGUGUGCGGAAUCGAACUUGUAAACAAAAGCAGACACUACUCUGACGGUUUUAGUUUACUGAAGCAAAAAACUCAAGACAAAAUCAGAGUCAUCUGUUUUUUAGAGCGCAGUGGAAGCUUCACAGACAACUAACUGGCUGAAAUGACUAACUUGAUGUUUGGCAGUGGUUGAUGCGGGCGCCAGCUCCUUCCUGUAAGAAGACAUAUUUUGGUGUUGUAGGCCCGCAGAAACGACUGUAGCCAACAUGUCUAGGAAGCAAACGGCGAAACCUGUACGGGGCAACAAGAGGAGUGAAUCGGAACGCAAGAGGGAUGAACGGGCGGCACGCAGGGCCAUCGUGAAGGACCGCAAGAACCGGCCUCAGGAUGCAGAUGAAGGGGCCGAGUUUGUCAGUUUCUCUAACCAGCUCCAGGCCCUGGGGCUCAAGCUCAGAGAAGUCCCCGGGGACGGGAACUGCCUGUUCAGAGCUCUUGGCGACCAGUCAGAGGGUCACUCCCGGGGGCACCUGCGACUUCGCCAGGAGACUGUCCAGUAUAUGAUGUCCCAUCGGCAAGACUUUGAACCCUUUGUUGAGGACGACGUUCCUUUUUCACAGCACUUAUCCAACCUCUCUCAGCCCGGUACAUUUGCUGGAAACGAUGCAAUCGUGGCUUUUGCUCGUAGUCAACAGGUUAAAGUGGUCAUCCAUCAGCUCAACACAGCACUGUGGGAGAUAAAUGGCGCAGAGAAGGAGGUAUGCAGAGAGCUGCACAUCGCUUACCGCUAUGGAGAUCAUUACGACAGUGUGAGGCGGAUCGGAGAUAACUCUGAGAGUCCUGCUCAGCUCCGCAUAGAGAAUCUUCAGAAUUCACAAUCAGGCCAUCAGCGUGAGUUUGGGGAUGGCCAGAGGGACAGACGGAAAAAGCCGUCUUCCAUAGCCUCAGAGGAGGACAACGUGAUUCUGAGCGCCAUCAGGAAUCGAGGAAUCCCCGGUGAUGAGGAGAACCUUCUCCAGCUGAGCGCGGCGACCAUCAACGCCGAAUGGCUCGUCGGCGCUGUGCUGUGCCAGUCCUGCCAGGGCCAGUGUGCCUCAGGACCCUGCUCCGCCUGCAGAGUGUCAGCCACAAACUGCAGUGAGCACAAACAGCCAGCAGAGGGCGGCAAUAUACAAAAGGCAAAGGUAUCUAACAAGCAGAGGAAAGAACAGCAGCGGCAGGAGAAGAAGAAGCGGCAGGAGGAGAGGCAUCGGCAGAAGUUUCUCCAGGGUAAAGAAAGCCAAGACCAGAACCAGAACCUGCCAGAGGCUGUUACUUUAGUACCAGCUCUCAACACUCUCAGUAUAUAGACCGGAGCACGGCCAACAUUACCUGCUGCUACUCUAGCUACCGCGGGCUGGCGCUGUUUUGCACAAUCAGCUUUUCUUUUGGUCACAGGGGAUGACUUUUCCUAAAGAUUAACCCCAUUGUUCCUUUGCCAACGGUAUAUCUGUGUGCGUGUGUGAGAUGUAAAAGAUUUUUUUUUUUUUUUUUUUUACAAUCCCUGGUUGGUGUAUGCAGAAGCUACUCUGAUCUGGUCUACCUGGCGCUACCCUUUUUCCUUUUUAUGCCGGACAUCUUGCUUCAGCUGGGCUCAGUAAAGGAUGACGUGCCAUUAAUGAUUGUUGUGCACUGUGUGAGGAAUGUGGCAAUAAAUGAUAAACAAUGA
Messenger RNA from Pungitius pungitius (ninespine stickleback), 1723 nucleotides. It is a transcript of the gene otud3, whose product is annotated as OTU deubiquitinase 3. Gene Ontology annotation, biological process: protein stabilization; protein K27-linked deubiquitination; protein K48-linked deubiquitination. Lineage: Eukaryota; Metazoa; Chordata; Actinopteri; Perciformes; Gasterosteidae. The record is from RefSeq and is a predicted model, not a curated record. The transcript is spliced from 9 exons. Gene Ontology annotation, molecular function: cysteine-type deubiquitinase activity. Bases 285 to 1364 code for a protein of 359 amino acids.